GAAGAAUUUACCAUAUUUAUUUAUUUUUGCAGUUGUUUACAAUUACAGGGCCGCCCGCCCCGCCCCACCACUUGAUCUGGUAUCGCUGUUUUGUUCGCCAAAGGCUGACUCCACUCUGCUUCUUCCCACCAUCCUCUCUUCUUCUUUCUUCUUUCUUCUUUCUUCUCCCUCAUCUUUUCCUCCGACAUGUUCGUCGGAAUCUAUUUCAGGCAACCGCGUUUAUCGGGCACCCAACUGAUAGAUCCGUCUUACUUUCCCCAAUUUCAGAAAUUGUUUACACCCUCGCUUUGGAUUUCUCGCUAAUUAGAAAGAUUCCAGAUCGUUUCAAUUUGGCGGCUGGAAAGAAAUUCGGUUCUUGGUAAUUUAAUUUCUACCGGGUUUCUGAGGGUUAGUGUAUUCGUUUUCUCAAUCUGUUUGAAUAGGGCUGCGAGAGCUUCUCUAAUUGGUAUAACUUCGUGCUCGUAAUAUCACGAAUAUCGUAUAAAUGGAAUAUUCUGAGUAUAUAUGCUACACAUAUUCACACUUUGUUUCAAUAAAUUAAUGGAAAGAGGAAACAAGUGCGUACUGAUUGCUGCUUUCAAGGAUCGGAAUUUGUUUCCUGGGUAUUGGGAAGAUAAUCAGAGACCGCCAGGAUAUUGCAUUUUGAGAUUGGUGGUGUUUGUUGGUAUAGCCUGUUGAUUCUUUUGUUUUAAAUUAUAUCAAUUUUUGCUGACACACAAACAAAGUUUGUUGUAAUACCGUACUGGAGGAGAUGGAGGAUGAAGAAGUAAGUUAUCUUUCGAACAUAGAUUUGACAGAAAGAACGAUUGAUGGUUCGCAGCAGCGACGGCGCAUAUUAAACGAUUCACUUCUCCCAGGUCUUAAUGAUGAUGUGGCGAUGAAUUGCUUUGCUUGCAUUCGAAGGUCAGAUUAUGCUUCUCUAUCAUGUGUUAACUCAAGGUUUAACAAGUUGAUUAGAAGUGGUACCUUGACUGAGUUGAGGAAGGAGAUGAGGAUUGUCGAGCAUUGGGUGUAUCUGGUUUGUGAUCUAAAGGAGUGGGAGGCAUUUGAUCCUGGUAGAAAUAAAUGGAUGGCAUUGCCUAAGAUGCCUUGUGACGAGUGUUUCAACCAUGCUGAUAAGGAGUCCUUAGCAGUGGGCAGCGAGUUACUAGUUUUUGGUCGCGAGUUUUAUGAUUUUGCCAUAUGGAAAUAUGCAUUUUUUCCUCAUCAUUGGGUGAAAUGUGGAGGAAUGAACCAGCCUCGUUGUUUGUUUGGGUCUGGCAGCCUUGGUUCGAUAGCCAUUGUUGCAGGUGGGAGUGAUAAAAAGGGAACCGUUCUGAAAUCGGCCGAAUUAUACGACUCUUCAAAGGGUCAGUGGGAAAAGUUGCCCGACAUGCACGUGCCACGUCGGUCGUGUUCUGGGUUCUUUAUGAACGACAAAUUCUACGUGAUUGGUGGGAUGUCUAGUCCCACUGUGUCAUUAACAUGUGGGGAGGAGUAUGAUUUGAAGAAGAGAAAAUGGAGAAAAAUAGAAGGCAUGUAUCCGUACGUGAACCAAGGUGCUCAUGCUCCCCCUCUAGUUGCAGUUGUGGACAAUGAACUAUAUGCGGUGGAGCAUUUAACGAACAUGGUUAUGAAAUAUGACAAAGUGGAGAACACAUGGAAUGUGUUGGGGAGACUUCCAGUGAGGGCAGAUUCUUCAAAUGGAUGGGGGCUUGCUUUCAAGGCUUGUGGGGAAGAACUUCUGGUUGUGGGUGGACAGAGAGGCCCCGAAGGCGAAUCUAUUGUGCUCAGCUCUGUGUGUCCAAAGUCAGGAGUCAAUAAUGGAACUUUGGAUUGGAAGAUAGUUGGAGUAAAGGAACAUGUUGGGGUUUUUGUCUACAACUGUGCUGUUAUGGGCUGCUGAAGGAUCAUUCUUAGAACUGAUUUGACGGAGGCUAGUUUUUGGUUUCUACAAAGGGAUCUUUUCUUCUUAGUGUUGUUCUCAUAACUGUAGCUAAUAAUUUAUUUACAUAGUUUCACUCUCUUCCUGGAUUUGGCUUUACUCAACAUUGCUUACCUUAUCCCCGUUUUGCUGCUUUCUGAUUUGUCAAGUUAAUUGGUAAAAUCCCCCUCCCUCUCCCCCCUUUGUGUGUAAUUUUUGUGUUACAUCUUUCUUGUAAGUUAUCAAUUUACAAUUUAUGUAAAAGUCGUUGCCAAAUAAUUGUAUUAGCUGAGAGCACUGUUAGUGUUA
Messenger RNA from Momordica charantia (bitter melon), 2212 nucleotides. RefSeq names its product F-box/kelch-repeat protein At5g60570. The record is from RefSeq and is a predicted model, not a curated record. NCBI's taxonomy places the organism in Eukaryota, Viridiplantae, Streptophyta, Magnoliopsida, Cucurbitales, Cucurbitaceae. Gene Ontology annotation, cellular component: nucleus. Gene Ontology annotation, molecular function: protein binding.